Molecule: messenger RNA, 5624 nt
Organism: Mizuhopecten yessoensis (Yesso scallop)
Lineage: Eukaryota; Metazoa; Mollusca; Bivalvia; Pectinida; Pectinidae
Product: semaphorin-2A-like
Exons: 25
Coding region: 1003-3072 (689 amino acids)
Biological process (GO): negative regulation of axon extension involved in axon guidance; negative chemotaxis; positive regulation of cell migration
Molecular function (GO): chemorepellent activity; semaphorin receptor binding
Source: RefSeq, a predicted model, not a curated record
GGAAGACAAAAGCGACAGAGACCCUUGUGCAGAUUUUCGAAGCGAUAGGGUCAAUCCUAACACAGCAGAAUAUAUAUAUGAAAUGAUUCUGUUUGAGAUUUACGAUAACAUCCGUGCAGACUCUUGACGUCAAUACACUCUACCAGUACUCAUCAUAAUGGCACGAACUACAAUAUCAUCGGCACCUUGAUCACAAAAAUAUAACAGGAUCAACAGACGUAAGCCUAAAUACACCAGGAUAGGUGUCAAAGAGCCACAAAGUUACAGCUGAGACUGAUCUGGGAAUUACAUUGAGAUUGGACUCUAACAGGAAAGAAGUUUUGGGUGUGAUUAUCAUUGCACUUCCUGUACAGGUAAACAGUCAAGGACGUGCUAUACUGUUACAAAGUGCUGUAAGACCAUAACUUGUGGGCCCAGAGGAGGUGUGUGUCAAUUGCCUAGUGCCUUGGGACUCCAAUGAGGUGCAGUCCAGCCACCGACAGCCCUACUGAUGAUAGUAUUACCAUAUGCUUUAAGGUGGAACUGAUAUGUUAAGCCUUGUAACGUUUCUGUAAGGACAUGGCAAGGAAUCAAGUGAGGCCGACUUUUCUAAGUUUGACAGCAACUGACUGUUGAGCCCCCCGGGUAUCAUAGGGAUCAGCUGUCACACCAUACUCAGGCAGGAAGUGCAAGAAAACAGACUUGGACAUAUUUAACUGUGAUUGUGGAAUAAUUUCUCUGUGGAUGUAUGUGUAAACAUAGAAGGCCAGCCUCCGCAACAGCUAUAGGGGAUGCUACAUAGGUAAUAUAAGGCGUGAUGGUGUAAUCAUGACAGCCGUGGAGUGGUAAUGGAAUGACUUCAAUAUUCGAGAACAUGUACAGAAAUUGAUACUCCCACGUAUUGCGUGACGAUCCGAAGGACAUGCUCCAAUCUUGUAAUGUUAUGAUACCCACUGGAUAACUACCUAGGAUUAAACGAAGAGGAACAAUAUUUUAUUCCAAACACCAGGACAUAUUUUCAGGAUGGAUGAAUCAAGGACUUGUAGAUUAACAGGCAGACUUAUUCGCUGUGAAGUGGUUCUGUUCUUCACAAUGCUGUGGGCUAUUUUGCCUUAUUCUGGUACUAUGGUAUUAACAACGUGUGGAAAUUUACAUCCCCAAGAUUUGAAAGUGGAGACAUCUCAGGAGUUUGAGCCUGGCAUGACCACACCAGAAAAAUUAUAUUACAGAUAUUUACAUAUAGACGAAUCAUCUAAUUCAUUAUUUGUAGGAGCCAUGAAUCAUAUAAUUCGCUUGAAUGUAGCCAAUAUAUCAAAUAAAUUUGAUCACUACAAGUUAAAAGUACAAGCUACAGACUUACAAAUUAGUUAUUGCAAAUAUGACGCAAAACCUGAGAUUCCAGAUUGCCAGAAUCAUAUUCGAUUUAUAGAAAGAUAUAUGACGUCAGAUCCAAACCAGAUCUAUUUUUGUGGGACAGGUGCCUCGGAGCCUCUCGGCUACACCCUCAAUAUAGAUGUGAUGGAGACGAGCGAUGGCCAGGGCAUAAGUGCCGAAUCCAUGUGUCCUAACGAUCCAUUCCAAAACUCCACAGCGCUUUAUGUUGAAAGUGGAAACCCUGGCAAUGUGUCGGCCCUGUACUCUGGAACGAGUGCCUCUGGACGGCCAUUUAUCUACAGACCUCGUCUGCUGGACAACGGGGUGGAGUCUAGUGGUUACAUGAAGACAGUCGAUGAUGACAACUGGAUAAAUAAGGGACAGUUUGUUGGCUCCUUCGACAUGGGUGACAGUGUCUACAUCUUCUUCAGAGAAGUAGCAUUGGAAUUUACCAACUGUGAGAAACGGGUCUUCUCCAGAGUGGCAAAGAUCUGCAAGAGGGAUCAGGGAGGAGCCAGAAGUAUCCUGAGGAACGGGUGGACAUCGUUCCAGAAGGCUAGACUCAACUGUUCUAUUCCUGGAGACUUCCCAUCAUACUUUGAUGAAAUCCAGGAUGUCGAGCGAGUUGGGGAUAUAUUCUAUGGCCUCUUCACAACAAAUGUGAAUGGUAUAUCAGCCUCAGCUAUCUGUGCGUACAAUGUCAGUGACAUUUUAAGGUCCUACAGAGGAAAGUUUAAGUCACAGGCUAACGCCAACUCCAACUGGCUACCUGCUGACAACGAACCUGCCAACUGGCCUAGUAGACCACCAAAUUGUAACAAUAAUUCAAAGGACCUAUCAGAUGCUAUUCUGUCCUUUAUACGACUAAACCCCCUUAUGGACGAUGCUGUACAACACCUCAACGGGAAGCCAAUCUUCUACGAGAUGGGAACACAGAUGCAUCAGUUAGAGGUAGCACAUGAUAUCAACAUGGAAAACGAGCUGGUCUUCUUCGCUUCCACAAGUAAAGGCCAAAUUUACAAGAUAUUCCUAGAGCACGGUUCCAAGCAGGGCAUAGUCUCCAGUGUAUAUAACCUCUUCAACAUUCCUGAACCCAUAUGGGCUAUGAAACUUAAGGGAGAGAGUAUAUAUGUUGGAUCUGAUACGGCGGUCAAACAAAUCCAUAUAGACACCUGUAGCAAGUAUACUAAGACGGACACUUGUGCUAACGACCCCUACUGUGCCUGGAAAAUUGUUCCCGGGGAAUGUAUCAGAAUGGACAGGAAUUACUUCAACGAAGCGGUCAACUACUACACAUACAAGAAUAUAAAAGCGUACACGCCACAAGCACCUAUGGCUAACAAAGUGAGGACAAGGGGGAGCUCCGUAACACUGGACAUCUCCUACAUGAAGUGUACCAUACAGCGGUCAAUCCGGUGGAAGUACAGGAAAACCUCUGGCACCAAUCCUACUGACAUUAUGUUUGGAGAGCGCGGAGACCAUUUUCAUAUUGACCCCAAAGGGUCACUGAUCAUAACAAACAUAGAACCAGAUCAUAAAGGAAUUUACAGUGCUGUGGAUGAGAUGGGAAAUGUUCUGUCCGAGUAUGACCUAAACGUUUUAGAAAACAAUGGUGACAUAGAAACAGAAUGGAAAAGGAAAUUUGAGGAAUGGUGUGAUGAAUUUGAAAAACAGAAAAGGAUCAGAGAACUAUGGGAAAACACAUGUACAGGUUCUUAGGUCAAAUUCAACUUCAGAAACACCAAGACAGUCUGUACGUGACUGUGAUGAUGGCAGAAAACCACAAGUACAAGUCUACACAGAUGCUCUGUACUCACUGUAUCCGACGUUCCAACAUCUGUCACCAGCUCCAUCUAUGGACAUAACCAAAAACAUCUAGUGAUUUAACCAAAAGGAUUUCAGUUUUAAUUCAACUUGAACACUGCUACGUGCAUUGGAAUAGAUUUUACCAAUUCCAGAACAAUAUAUCUCACCUAAUGUGGAGAUUACUGAUGUAUUUACUUCAAUUAACAAAUAGAAACCAUUUUCGAAUAAUUUUGUGAAAGGGGAGACAACUCACUUCCUUUUGUCUUGAAUUUGCACCUGUAAUAUGGAAGUUUGAAAAGUAUGUCGGUCUCCAAUCUUUUAAAUCAAGGAUAAGGACUCGUCUCAACCAGAAGGGUGAUGGAUUGUGUUUGAAACGGUCAUGGCUAAUGGAACAUGGCUGACAACCCAGAUGUUCCACAGUGUAGACCCGCUCCGGCCCCGGACAUUGCAGAUUUUGUUUGUUGGGGCCAGGACUGGACUGGUUUCUUCAUUGCUGUAUUGGAAUCAUUUAAUGUGGUUUUUUGGAUGGGAAGCUAUUGUGAUCCCUUUGUUUACAGGAACCACUUCAGAACCAGAUGUGUUUCCGUGAGCCAAUGUCAGGAUUGGAUGUUAUUUCAGUUUAGAGGAACCAUGAUCCCAGUAACAAUUGUUCACCACAGGGUGUGGUUCCUUUAUAUACUGCAGCAUCUCAGGAUGUGUCUGUUUCUCUGAAAGGAAAGCUUGUUUUAGUAUACUAAACAGUAAACUUAAUCUUGUCAACACACAAUGCAUACAUGGUGUCACAAUUGGAAAAUGUGGGUUUGUUAUUUUACAUGGUAUGUGUUCGUUGUGCAGAUUUCAUUAUUGCAUCUGCUCCAGCUAGAAGAAAAAAAGUGAAAAAAAAUUACGUCUUGUUAUGUUUACUUCAGAACAGAUGGUGAAGUUUAUAAAGGUAUAGACAUGAUAUUACUGCUUGAUUUGUAGUCUGGCAAAGAAACUAUAGUCUAGACCAGGCAGCCUGGGCAACAGGGCGCACGCUCAAUUAGCAGUCACCUGCCUGGCACAGCAUGUUCUAUAAGGAUAUUAUACCGUUCUUCGGCUUCCUCCUGUUGGUCGUCGCUUCAUUGCACUUGUAUUACACUAUACGUUUCAACAAGUGGAACUAGAGGGUAGGAUUUUCUACAGGGUUUGUGAGUAGUAAUUCUCUUGUGUUUAUAAAAAUGUGCCACAUAUGUAACACAGAACCAUUGAACACUCAAAGUGCAAUGUGGGUGAUCAAACUUUUAAAGAUAAUUGUGCCACAUUGUUAUCAAGUUUUGUGCUAUGUUGGUUUCUCUCCGGGACAUUCCAAUGUAGUUAGGGAGAUUACCGAUUCAUCAUCGAAUUUGUUCAGUGUGUAACUGUUGCUAUAAUUACUCGUGUUUUGUUGAGUAUCUGUGUGAGUGUUAACAUGGUGUAUAUGUAUAGGUAGAACCUGUACCCUAUGUCCUACAGACAGGUAUGUAAAAGGUACGUCAUUCAUUGGAUCAGUAGUGUUUGUAUAUAGCUCACAGAUGUAAAUAUAUGCAACAUGAAAAAAAUCAAAAUUAUUUUGUAUUGUCCGAGUUAUUUGAUUGAUAUCAAUGUAAGUAGAUAAGUUUAUUAUGUAUUUUCUUGACAAUGAUCUUGUGUGAAGAAUUUCGUUAAGGUCAAACGAAUUCAACAAUACAAUACCAAAUAAAUACAGUGCAACCUCUCGAAUCCACACCACAGCAAUCAAGUCUGUACACUUAUAUUUAGUAUUUAGUUUUCCAAUCAGAGGUCAUCAAAGUUUUUUAAUAGGACGUUUUAUUCUGAUUAUAUAUUUUUUCCAUAAGUAAGUGUCUGGACAGACAAGAUACCACUGUAGCUAUGGUUACCUUGUUAGUGGACACAAACAGAACAGUGUCACACUGUUAGGUAUUUGUCCUUUAUCACACACUUAUAAAACUAGGUAUCUACAUGUAGUUUAAGUAUGAGGUACAUAUACAUUUCUCUAUUACUGAAUUAAACAUUUCUAUUUGUUUACAUUAAUGGCUAUCUGUGUUGCCCCUUGCCUUACUUGACUUACUGUAUCACUCUGUCUCGUUUAUAUUUCGGCUGUCCCCUUUAAAUGGUACAAUGUUUGCUAUGAAUAAUUACAUAUCAAGUAAUCAUCAUAACUACUAUUAUUAUUCCAGCUCAACAAAAUGAAAUUUAAUUGCAAAUUUCCCUUUAGUAAAUUAAAUGUCCGUGUACAUUGUCAUUGAUAAUAUAUACAAAUACUCUACAAUCUGACUUAAGUUGUGUCUGAUCUGACUGGGAGACUUAUGUUGUGUCUGAUCUGACUGGGAGACUUAUGUUGUGUCUGAUCUGACUGGGAGACUUAAGUUGUGUUUGAUCUGACUGGGAGACUUAAGUUGUGUUUGAUCUGACUGGGAGACUUAAGUUGUGUCUGAUCUGACUGGGAGACUUAAGUUGUGUCUGAU